AUGCACUGCCAGCAAAACUCGCACGCCAACCCCCUGGCCUGUGACUGUCACCUCUUCCAGCUGGUGUUCCGCGGCCACCGCCGCCGCCUGAGCGCCGUGAUGGAUUUCCAGGAGGAAUUAAGCUGCGUGCUUCCCACCCUCCCGGCUCCCAUCGGGAUCCUGAGCCUGGCCGGCCGGCAGCCCCUCAUCUGCAGCGAGGCGAGGGAAACGGUGCUGGAAGGCCACUUGGGUGACAUGGUGACCCUGAGCUGUGACACUCGGUUACAAGGGGUGCAGAGCUGGUACUGGGUGACCCCGGGAGGUGAGAAGGUGCCGGAGGAAAGCGGAAAUGGCAGCACCCUGCUCCUGGAUAACGGGAGCCUGCAGCUGCGAGCCCUGCACCCCGAAGAUGCUGUCACCUACUCCUGGUGGGUGGGGGGUCCUGUCCUCAACGAGACCCUCUACAUGGAGCUGCUGGUGCACAACUUCACCCUGCACAGUCCCCACGACACCCUCAACACCACCUACACCACGCUGGUGGGCUGCAUCCUGAGCGUGGUCCUGGUCUUCAUCUACCUGUACCUCACCCCCUGCCGCUGCUGCUGCUGCCGCGGCCCUGAGAAGCCCCUGCCCCCCCCCCCCCGCGAUGACAGCAUCAACUCCUCCGUCCUCAGUGCCACACCCAACCACGCCACCGCUGUCCCCGGGGAGCCCUGUCGGUCCCGCUCGGCCUCCAUCACCAACCCGGGGCAGAACGGGAGGCACAUGCCUGUAUCUGACCAUAGACAACCUACACCGGAUUCUGACAUUUCCGGAAAUAUUGACUGA
Molecule: messenger RNA, 807 nt
Organism: Calypte anna (Anna's hummingbird)
Lineage: Eukaryota; Metazoa; Chordata; Aves; Apodiformes; Trochilidae
Product: amphoterin-induced protein 1-like
Exons: 1
Coding region: 1-807 (268 amino acids)
Source: RefSeq, a predicted model, not a curated record